AUGACUCGGCGGCCGAGGAACAGUGUUUACAGUAGCGAGGAGGACGAAGAGGACGCCGAGACGUACGACCACGAUUACGAAGGCUCGCUGGCGAAACCCGGAAAGCGGCACCUUGGGAAAACACGCUGGACGCGAGAGGAGGAUGAGAAACUGAAGAAACUGGUGGAGCUUCACGGAUCCGACGACUGGAAACUCAUCGCAAAUUUACUACCUAAUCGUACUGAUGUGCAGUGCCAGCACAGGUGGCAGAAGGUUCUCAACCCAGAACUUAUCAAAGGGCCUUGGACCAAAGAGGAAGACCAGCGGGUGAUCGAGCUGGUGCAGAAGUACGGCGCCAAGCGCUGGUCGGUCAUCGCCAAACACCUGAAGGGGCGCAUCGGCAAGCAGUGCCGCGAGCGCUGGCACAACCACCUCAAUCCGGAGGUGAAGAAGACGUCCUGGACCGAGGAGGAGGAUCGGAUCAUCUACCAGGCGCACGAGAAGCUCGGGAACCGAUGGGCCGAGAUUGCUAAGCAGCUACCUGGCAGAACCGACAACGCUAUCAAGAACCACUGGAAUUCCACCAUGCGGCGGAAGGUGGAGCAGGAGGGCUACCUGCAGAGCGCCGCCAAAUGCGCCGGCUCGCCGCUGUCGUUGGGUCACGGCUACGGCAAGCCCGCCGGCCACAUUUUGGCCUUUCCGCACCACUCACCGGCACCCGCGUCGCCGCUACACUAUGCAUCCUAUAUGGCCGACACGCAACGGGUCCCUUUCCCCGUGGCUUUGCACCUGAACAUCCUAAGCAUCCCGCAGCAUGGAACCGCCGCCAUACAGAGACACUAUAGCGAGGAGGACCCCGAGAAGGAGAAGCGAGUGAAAGAGAUCGAACUGCUGCUCAUGUCCACCGAGAACGAAUUGCGAGGCCAGCCGUCGCUACCGAUCAACUCGCCGUAUCCCAGCUGGGCCUCCCACGGCUCGUCCUCGCACACUUCGGACUCGGUGCCGGAUCACCGGGCGGCCGCGCCGUUGGAUCGGAGCUGCCUCCCUGAGGAGAGCGUGUCGGCUUCCAGGGCACACGGCGGCGCCAUGCCGGAAUUCAUGGAGUCGGUCAUUGACUCAUUGCUCAACCAAUCAAUGAGUCCGGAGCACUCAGACAGCGACCGUCUACCAAUGAGCGCACCCGUAGACGGCAAGUCUCCAAAGGAGAACGACAUCUUCCGAAGUCCAAACAUCGGCCGAACCGUCCUGGAAUCAUCUCCGACGUCGUUCAGAUCCUCCUUGGUCCCGCUCAAGCUGCUGGUGAGCGAGAAAUUGCCUUCUCUAGAUCAGCAGAUGGUGGAUUCUAUUAAGCAGGAGCCAAUGGAGUGCCCCAUCGAGCACCCGCCUUUGAAAAAGAUCAAACAAGAGGUGGAGUCACCGUGUGAAAGGAGUCCAUAUAUGCAGUGGGAAGGCCAAGAGCUCUUCUCACCAAACGCUCAUGCCCAGGAAGUACCGGACUUGUUGACAAGCUCGUUGCUAAGCGAAGAUGGACACAAAAUGUACCUGCUCCCGCACAGGACAAAUGACAGUCAACUACUGCCGCUGAACACGUGGGAGCACUGUGGGAAAAUGGAGGAAGGCGUCACGGCGUGCGAGCAGAACCACAUCAAGUACGCCAACGCCUUCCCCGCCAGGACGCUGGUGGCGUAA
Molecule: messenger RNA, 1668 nt
Organism: Nerophis lumbriciformis (worm pipefish)
Lineage: Eukaryota; Metazoa; Chordata; Actinopteri; Syngnathiformes; Syngnathidae
Source: RefSeq, a predicted model, not a curated record